Molecule: messenger RNA, 825 nt
Organism: Linnemannia hyalina
Lineage: Eukaryota; Fungi; Mortierellomycota; Mortierellomycetes; Mortierellales; Mortierellaceae
Source: the annotation of a GenBank genome assembly
AUGUCCUCCUCAUCUUCAACCCAGUUCAUUGCUUAUUUUGGAGCAACUGGCGGAUGCACAAACGCCUGCCUCGUCCACACCCUCACCGCCGGAUUCCACGCUACCGCCCUCGCUCGCACUCCCUCCAAGCUGACGGACAUGCUCCUUGCCCAAGGUCUUUCCCAGUCGAUCGUCGACACUCAACUGACCAUCAUCAAGGGCGACAUUGCCGACAUUAACGCCAUCAAGGCCGUCCUCACCAACAACUCUAUCACUACUACUGGCACCAGCACUGUCAAGAUUGCGUCGCAGAUCAUCUCGGGAAUCGGAGGUACUCCUCAGAUGCACAUGUCCCUCUCCAAGCCCUUGACGAUCGACAACCCGGAGAUCUGUGCGACAGCCACCAAGAACAUCAUCCAGUCCCUUCAAGAGAUCUACGCGGCUCACCCUUCUACGAGCCAGCAGAGGCCAUCGAUUACUGCCAUCUCAACCACAGGCGUCUCGGACGUGCGCGAGGAUGUCCCCUUUGGUUUCCGCACGUUUUACCAUGUGGUCUUGGCUGACCCUCACAAGGACAAGAAAGCCAUGGAGGACCUAGUCGUCGCGAAUGCAUCGCCCACCACAGGCGUGUUCCGAGGUGCAGUGAUCAUCCGACCCAGUCUGUUGAAGGGCGACCAGAAUGUCAAGCACGGCAAGGGGUGGCAAAAGGUCAAGGUCGGAGUGGAGGACAAGCCCGCGGUCGGGUACACGAUCCACCGUGCAGAUGUUGGGCAGUGGAUCUGUGAGCAGAUUGUCAAGACUGGAGGCGAGAGUCGCUUUGGACAGAAGAUCACUCUCACCUGCUAG